CAGUAUGGGGGAGAUUUUUCUUUGGGGCAAUCCCGUGCCUUCUCCCAGCCCUCCCCCUGGGCUUGGGUGGAUCUCUCCCAGCUCCAAGCUGCGUCCCCGCUGCACCCUGUGGCUGUGCAGUGCCAGGAGGCUCAGAUGGUGGUCACAGUGCACAGGGACCUCUUUGGCACAGGGCGCCUGGUGAGGGCUGUGGAUCUGGCCCUGGGCCCGGCUGCUUGUGAGGCCGCAAGUGCCGUGGAGGACACGGUGACCUUUGUGGCCGGGCUCCACGAGUGUGGCAGCACCCUCAGGCUGACCCCCGAUAUGCUGGUCUACAGCACAAGCUUGAACUACAGCCCAGCCCCUGCUGGCGACCUGGUCAUCAUCCGCACCAGCCCUGCUGUGGUUCCCAUUGAGUGCCACUAUCCAAGGAGGGAGAACGUGAGCAGCAAUGCCAUCAAGCCCACGUGGGUGCCGUUCCACUCCACUCUGUCCUCUGAGGAGAGACUGGCGUUUUCCCUGCGCCUCAUGGAUGAUGACUGGAGUGCUGAGAGAGCCUCCAAUGUGUUUCAGCUGGGAGAGGUCCUCCACUUCCAAGCAGGGGUUGACACAGAAAACCAUGCCCCUCUGAGGCUUUUUGUGGACAGCUGUGUGGCUACCCCAAGCCCAGACAGGAACUCUUUUCCUCAGUAUACUCUCAUUGACUUCAGUGGAUGCCUGAUUGAUGGGCAACUGGAUGAUGCCACCUCAACUUUUAUAUCCCCAAGACCCAGGCAGGAUGUGCUUCAGUUUGUGGUAGAUGCUUUCAAGUUCACAGGAAACUCCAGUAACCUGAUCUACAUUACCUGCCACCUGAAGGUCUCCCUGGCUGACCAAGCUCCAGACCCUCUGAACAAGGCUUGCUCCUUUGACAAAGCCAGAAGCCUCUGGACUCCUGUGGAAGGCACCAGGGAUAUCUGCUCCUGCUGUGAGGUGAGGAAUUGUGGCUCAGCUGCAUGGUCCAGGAGGCUUCAUGGUGCCUCCCAGAGACAAGGAGGACGCUUCAGGAGAGAACUGUCCUCUCCGCCUAAUCCUUUGAAAGAAGCAGAUGUUGUGGUUGGGCCCCUCCUUGUCUACAGCUGGCAGGACCACUCAGUCCUGAGGAUGCCUUCCCAAGAUCCAAAAGUUUCCUUCUGGAUGGUGUUGGGACUGGUUGCAGUUGUUGGUUUUGUUGUUCUCAUCCUUGCUGCUCUAGGAGCUCUGACUAUCUGCCAGAAAUCCAGCAACUCCAUUUAA
Messenger RNA from Tinamus guttatus (white-throated tinamou), 1254 nucleotides. Its product is annotated as zona pellucida sperm-binding protein 3. Gene Ontology annotation, cellular component: extracellular matrix. Gene Ontology annotation, molecular function: acrosin binding. Gene Ontology annotation, biological process: egg coat formation; positive regulation of acrosome reaction; binding of sperm to zona pellucida. The record is from RefSeq and is a predicted model, not a curated record. Lineage: Eukaryota; Metazoa; Chordata; Aves; Tinamiformes; Tinamidae.